UCCGUCCCCAGUGAGAGAUAACAAGGAAGAAAAAGGCUGAUAAUGUGGUAACAUGUGUAUGCUUUUUAGAAAGAGAUAGAGAAGAAGGAACUUAGUAUCAGCAAGACGGAUCGAUCAAAUAUGGCUGGUUACGUUGGAAUCUUAGUAUCAGAUCCAUGGUUACAGAAUCAAUUCACGCAGGCCGAGCUUCGAAGCUUGAAAUCUCAUUUUAUGACGAUGAGGAAAGAGAACGGUCGUCUUAUUUUAAGAAAUUUACCGGAAAUGAUGUCGAGGUUGAAGCAUGUUGGAGAGAUCCUUACGGAGGAAGAGAGAGUUUCAUUUCUUCAAGAAUCGUACCAAAACUUGGACGAUGACGUUGAUUUCGAGCUAUUUCUUAUGGUAUAUCUGAAUUUUCAAGCCCACGCAACUGCAAAAUUAGGUAGUGGAACAAAGCAUGCCACUGCAUUCCUUAAAUCCCCUACUUCUGCCCUGCUUCACACAAUUAGUGCAUCUGAGAAGUCUUCAUAUGUGGCACAUAUCAAUAACUAUCUUGCUGGAGAUGAGUUCUUAAAGAAGAAUAUUCCUAUAGACCCAUCAUCUAAUGAUCUCUUUGAAAUUGUUAAAGAUGGAGUUCUACUCUGCAAGCUUAUUAAUGUGGCGGUUCCUGGUACAAUUGAUGAACGGGCAAUCAACACUAAGUCGUUAUUGAAUCCAUGGGAAAGGAAUGAGAAUCACACUCUCUGCCUCAAUUCUGCCAAGGCUAUUGGAUGUACUGUCGUUAAUAUUGGAACACAGGAUUUUAUCGAAGGGAGGAGGCAUCUUGUGCUUGGAUUGAUAUCACAAAUCAUCAAGAUACAAUUGCUUGCAAACCUCAAUUUAAAGAAAACACCUCAACUGGUGGAGUUGGUCGAUGACUGUAAGGAUGUGGAGGAGCUGAUGAAUUUACCACCAGAAAAGAUUUUGCUUAGGUGGAUGAACUUUCAAUUGAAAAAGACAGUAUACAAGAAGACAGUCACCAAUUUUUCUUCAGAUGUAAAGGAUUCAGAGGCUUAUGCUCACCUAUUAAACGUCCUUGCUCCGGAGCAUACUAAUCCAUCUAUUUUUUCUCUAAAAGAUCCUCUACAACGUGCAAAACUAGUUCUUGAACAUGCUGAUAAGAUGGGUUGCAAGAGAUACUUAACUUCCAGAGAUAUUAUUGAAGGAUCCCCAAAUCUUAAUCUUGCAUUUGUUGCACAUAUAUUUCAACAUAGGAAUGGCCUCUCAACACAAACAAAGCAGGUGUCUUUCCUUGAAACUUUACCUGAAGAUGACCAGGUGUCUAGAGAAGAGAAGGCAUUCCGGCUUUGGCUAAAUAGUCUAGGAAACUCAUCCUACAUUGACAAUGUUUUCGAAGAUCUGAGAAAUGGGUGGAUUCUUUUGGAGACUCUUGACAAGGUUUCACCAGGGAUUGUUAAUUGGAAGAUUGCUAGUAAACCUCCAAUUAAAAUGCCAUUUAGAAAAGUAGAAAACUGCAAUCAAGUUGUCAAGAUUGGGAAACAAUUGAAGUUUUCUUUAGUAAAUAUUGCUGGGAAUGAUAUUGUUCAAGGAAACAAGAAACUAAUACUGGCUUAUCUAUGGCAACUAAUGCGAUUCAACAUGCUUCAACUACUGAAAAUUCUGAGAUUCCAUUCAUAUGGGAAGGAGAUCACUGAUGCUAAUAUUUUAGAGUGGGCUAAUGCUAAAGUUAAGACAUCAGGAAGACAUGGGCGCAUGAGUAGUUUUAAGGAUAAGAGUUUGUCAGACGGUAUUUUCUUUCUUGAGCUACUUAGUUCUGUAGAACCUCGAGCUGUUAAUUGGACCCUUGUUACCAAAGGAGAAACAGAUGAGGAGAAAAAAAUGAAUGCUUCCUAUAUCAUCAGCAUUGCUAGGAAACUAGGAUGUUCCAUUUUUUUGCUGCCUGAAGACAUCACCGAGGUGAACCAAAAGAUGAUGCUUACACUUACAGCGAGUAUAAUGUAUUGGUUCUUAAAACAACCGGCAGAAGAAGUCAGGCCAGGCGCGGCCUCUGACAGCGAGAGCGUGGGCUUGUCCGAGACAGCCUCGAACUCAGCAGCCGACGACACUUCUUCUGAAUCAUCAGCAGAUGAGAAUGUGAAUAGAUGAUGAACAAACCAUGAUUAAAAAAAUGGUUGAAUUUCUUGCCAACAGGUAUUAUUAUUUUUAUUUGUUCUUGUUAUUUUGAUUAGUUUGAUAUAAUUAUUUUUUUUGGGGUUAGUAAUUAGUAUGCAAAACUUUUAUAAGGAGUGAGGGUUUGUUGUGCAAUUUGCUUCAUUUUUUUUUCAGGCUGCUGGAAAUAAUGUAAUCUUGUAUACAAAUGAAUUGAAAAAAACCUCUCAUUUCUUAAAUGUAAGUUUAUUUAUUAAAAA
Messenger RNA from Impatiens glandulifera, 2384 nucleotides. Its product is annotated as fimbrin-2-like. The record is from RefSeq and is a predicted model, not a curated record. The coding region runs from base 121 to 2121 and encodes 666 amino acids. Gene Ontology annotation, molecular function: actin filament binding. Gene Ontology annotation, cellular component: cytoplasm; actin filament; actin filament bundle. The transcript has 14 exons. Lineage: Eukaryota; Viridiplantae; Streptophyta; Magnoliopsida; Ericales; Balsaminaceae. Gene Ontology annotation, biological process: actin filament network formation; actin filament bundle assembly.